Mycotypha africana is the source of this 4145-nucleotide messenger RNA. Its product is annotated as ras guanine nucleotide exchange factor domain-containing protein. Gene Ontology annotation, cellular component: plasma membrane. Gene Ontology annotation, molecular function: protein binding; guanyl-nucleotide exchange factor activity. Gene Ontology annotation, biological process: Ras protein signal transduction; positive regulation of GTPase activity. Lineage: Eukaryota; Fungi; Mucoromycota; Mucoromycetes; Mucorales; Mycotyphaceae. The transcript is spliced from 4 exons. The record is from RefSeq and is a predicted model, not a curated record. The coding region runs from base 103 to 4005 and encodes 1300 amino acids.
CAGCAGCAGCAGCAGCAGCAGCAGCAGCAGCAAAUAAGCCUAUUUGAUGAUAGAGUCGGAUAUGAUGAUUCAGUGGGGUCUCAACAAAUUUCAAGCCCACCCAUGAACAGUACACCAUCAUCUUCCUCAAGGUCCAGCAUGGUAACUGGUAAAAGUGCCUUGGAAGAUAAACGGCCUUCUUUACCGAUAAACUGGGUUAUGCAGCAAGGGGAGGAUGGUUCUGUUUGUUAUUAUAUCAACACAAAGACUGGAGAAAUGCGAUCUUCUUUUCCAUAUGAUGAUGCUUCUAUGUCCGUAUACGAUGGCCAAAGUAGUAGCGGAUCAGAUGGAGAGAAUGAAGAUGAAGAGGAGCCACUUACUGUUUUGGAUUCAACGGACAAAGACACUUUUUAUCAAAUUUAUUCGAAUGCUCAUCAUCGUCAUCAGCGAGAUCAUCGUUCUUCGUCAUGCUCGUCAGUCUCUUCUUUUACAAACGAAACCGAUCAAAAAAAUGUGUCCGAUAAACAGCAACAGGGAAAGUGGAUCCAACGUACAACACCGCAGGGUCUGCCAUUUUUCUAUAAUUUGACAACAAAUGAGACUGCUUGGCACGCAGAUGCAAAGGGGCGAUAUUCUCCUUCUCUCCUGCCACUGACGGGUGAAUUGGUGAGGCCGAACCAGAUCAACAGUAGUGCUGACACAACCUCUUCCAGCAUCAGUAGCUCUACUACGGACAACCAUGAUCAAUGCAAAAGUGACGAGGAUGAUAAAGACAGAGUUGAUAUAACAUCGCCCAUGUCUACCUUUAGUCCUAUCGAUAUCGACUCACGGCAUUGUCACCAGCAGCAACUUACGUGGAAUAAACUUCUUACUCAUAUUACGUCCAUCAUCCACCAAUUAACUACAGCUGUGAAAAAUUCUCACAGCUCCCUAUACCAGAACUAUGCAGACCGUGUAGUCAAUGCUAUUCGCUUCAUGUUAUUCGCUUCGGGAACCAUCAGUAAAGAAUCGAUGCAUUUUCGUUGUAACAAUGUUCUACGUUCUCAUCAUCGAGCGAUGAUGGCAUCCAUGACUAAAUUAGUACUUGCCGCACAAUUAUCUUCGAACAAUAAACGGUUUGUUCAACCUUCUUCUACCAAUUAUGCCAACAUGGAUAUCGCUUCUGAUACAAUGGCAGGAGCAGCCAUAAGAACGGAUGAUUCUUCUACUGGAGUUUCUUCUUCCUUAGAAGUGAGUAAGUUACUGCAAGGUUGUCACGAACUUACAACAGCUGUUCGCAAUUAUGUCAGUACUUGCGAGAAUAUACCCGUAGAAUUACACUCUGUUGAUCCUACCUUUGUCCUCACUGGUUUGAAUGAUGAAGAAGACCGUGCCUGGGAUUAUAUCUUGAAAAGAAGAAAAGACUCUAUCUCUUCUGGUGCCUCCACUAUCUUCACAUCGGUCUCAGGCGGCGCAGGCGCCAAUGGCUUUAUCGGAAAUGCCUUUCAGAACGCUAGCAACAGCAAUAAUAUCGACGUAGGAGGCCUAAGGUCCAAAUAUGAACUCGAACCCAACCUAUUGGAGAAUUUGGAGACCUAUGGUGCCAGUAUGCAGGAAUCUAUCGAACCCUUGAUGGCGAACCUGACACGCCAAAGUGACUCACGAUGUUCUUUAGCAGUGCUUUUAUUUACACAUUAUCGAAAUUUUGGCAAUCAAAACGGGCAGUUUUUAUCUAUCAUUGAAGAUAUAGAUUUCGAAGACGUGCUACAUCUACCUGCGAUGAAAGCAUUCAACGAAGCAAAGCAGCAGCUGUAUGACGGGUUGGGUAUUUUGUUUUUCAAAAUGCAAGCCAUGACCGAUGAAUCUACACCCUUGCUUGAGGCGAUUAAGGAUAUACAACGUGUAUCUACUACCAUUAUUGAUGCCAUUAAAAUGGUAUGCGACUGGAUAACUGAACUAGUAGAUGAAAGAAGCCGUAUCUUGGAAGCUCGAAAGAAAGAUACACAACAGCAGCAAGCGAACCAGGACGAAAGAAGAACGAGGCCAUAUGAAAAUAGGCAAAGCUUGCUCGUGGAUGCAGACGAUAUGAUGGAGGCCUAUAAAGAAAAUUAUGGAGAGAAAGAGGAGGAGGACCCCAGCUCAUUCACCCACUUUAUAAGGAGUGCAGUAGGAAUGGACGAGAGCUUGAAUUUGGAUUUCAAAUUACCGCCCUUAAUGGACAAGCAACCCUCUUACAAUGGUUGUAAGCGAUCUAAAUCAGUCACUUCUGAUUUACAGCAACAGCAGCAAGGACAGACAAAGACAAAUGUGAAUCGAGCGUCAGCACCUGCAUCUAACCGUAAUAGUUUUUCUGAUACAGCUGAACGACCUUCACUAGUCUCCAUACCGACCGUUCAUAAAAAUACCCCGGCUAAAUUGAAGCAGUUUUUCGGGGAUGACUUACCGACCGAAGCUUCUAUGUCUUCACUGACAGCAGCUGGACCGACCGUGGCCGCCCAUCCUGAGUUACUUCAAAAUAUGAGAAGGAAACUUUCCGUGACACCUACUUCUACGAAGAGUGGGCUAAGCGCGACAGAAUAUUUCUUGUCAGGCGAAAAAUCAAAAAUGCAGGAUAAUACAAACAGAGAUGUUUGGUAUCUUCAACAUGACUACGAAGCAAAUGAGAUAGUAUUUACUGUAGAUGGCAAUGUAAAAGGGGGCACUUUGAAAGCGUUGGUGGAACGCCUGACGAUGCAUGAUUAUCUGGAUAUGAAUUUCAAUAGCACCUUUCUGUUGACCUACCGCUCAUUUUGCACUUCCUUGGAACUCUUAUCAUUAUUAGAAGCAAGAUAUAAUAUACAGCCGCCGGAGGGCUUCACUCCAGAUGAAUUAGAAGUCUGGACGAAUCGUAAACAAAAGCUUAUCCGGUUACGUGUAUUUAAUGUUUUGAAGAGCUGGUUGGAGCAAUAUUACUAUGAGGAAGAUUCCGUGCUCCUCGACCGAUUGUUAUUUUUCACAAACACCAGUAUCAAGGACUCUCUGCGGUUUUCUGCGGUACAACUGGAACGAUUAAUUCAUAAAAGAAAAGAAGCGUGCACGGAUCUCAAGAAAUUAGUAGUAACACAACAACAGGAUAUGCCAGAACCCAUUCUGCCGCGUGAUCUUCAAAAAUUCCGUUUGUUAGAUGUGGAUCCUUUGGAAAUGGCUCGACAGUUAACAUUAAUGGAUUUCAAAUUGUUCAGCUCGAUUAAACCAGUGGAAUGUUUGGAUAAAGCCUGGUCAAGAGACGCAUCUGCCGUCGCUGCAGCAGCCAAUGUGGAUUUCCAGACCGUCGAUAGUACUGGGAAAGAGAAGGAGAAUAAAAAGGGAACGUCUACACAGCAGCCACCCGUGCCGUCCACUGUACAAACACAGCCGACUGCCGUCAACAUUCGAGCAUCCAUCGAUUAUUGCAAUCGAGUGACGACGUGGGUAUCUGAUGCUAUUCUCUCGCAGCCGGAAGUGAAGAAACGCAGUGCUAUCAUCAAGUACUGGGUGAAUGUGGCAGAACGAUGUCGCCUCUUUAACAACUUUAACACAUGUAUGGCCAUUCUUUCCGCAUUCGAUAAUAGUGCGAUUGGACGAUUGAAACGAACUUGGGAGUUGGUGGGAGCACGUACUAAUCAUGUCUUAUCUCAUAUUCGCAAGCUGAUGGGUGCGAACCGUAACUUUAAUCAAUACCGUGCUAUCAUUCACUCCGUCAACCCUCCUUGCAUUCCCUUUCUGGGUAUUUACUUGCAAGAUUUGACGUUUAUCGAAGACGGUAAUCCGAAUCUGUUAAAGACAUCAAAGGACUUGAUAAAUUUCGCAAAGAGGGCGAAAACGGCAGAAGUGAUUAGGGAGAUUCAACAAUACCAAACAAUAGGUUACUACUUGCGAACCGUUCCAGAGAUUCAGCAAUUUAUUGUAGCGAGUUUACAAAGCGCGCGAGACGAAGAAGUACUGUAUAAAGAAAGUUUGAAGAUAGAACCAAAGGAGCGAGAUGAUGAGAAAAUAACCCGAUUAUUGCAAGAAUCAGGUUUUUUGUAGAACGGGAAUAGGUUUGCAUGAUUUGCCCAUCUUGACGUGUUCUAUUCAUUAAUUUAUUCUAUAACAGUGCUGCAUGCUACUACUACUACUACUAUUACUAUUACUAUUACUAUUACUAUUACUAUUACUAUUACUAUUAC